Drosophila subpulchrella is the source of this 1972-nucleotide messenger RNA. It is a transcript of the gene Gasz, whose product is annotated as poly [ADP-ribose] polymerase tankyrase-1. The record is from RefSeq and is a predicted model, not a curated record. Bases 107 to 1489 code for a protein of 460 amino acids. Gene Ontology annotation, cellular component: nucleus. The transcript has 5 exons. Gene Ontology annotation, biological process: positive regulation of transcription by RNA polymerase II. NCBI's taxonomy places the organism in Eukaryota, Metazoa, Arthropoda, Insecta, Diptera, Drosophilidae. Gene Ontology annotation, molecular function: transcription cis-regulatory region binding; protein binding.
UACUUUUGCUUUGGUGCUUUCUUCCUUUCGCGUUUUUCCUGAUUUUUGGCCACAACAAUGUGCUAGGACUCCUUAGUUUGCAUUUUUCUAAAGCCAAUCCCACAAGAUGAGCAGCCUAAGCCAUUACGGACCUCCCCAGGACUCCGACUCGGACAGCAGCUACGAUGGCUUCUACUUCUCGGAUGAUAUCAAACGCUCGAAACCCGCACCCUAUGUGGAUCCCGAGCAGAAGCUCUACAAUGCGGUGCUCGACGGAGAUCUACAGACGAUGCGGGAUGAGAUGCAGAAGCUCGUCUUCCAGGUGGACCAGACCGUGAAGGGAGGCCCCAACUUGCUGAUGCUCGCCUGUCGCGAGGGACACUACGAAAUUGUUGAGUGGCUGGUGGAGAAGGCAAAGGCCAACGUAAACCGGCAGCUGGACUCGGUGAUGCCGCUGAUGAUGGCUUGCGACAGCCAAAACAAGGAUCCGUAUGUGGUGGAGAAAAUAGUGCGCCUACUCCUGCGCCACGGAGCCGUGGUCAAUGUGUCCGACAAAUACGGAAUGACACCCUUUAUGUUCGCCUGCCAGAACGGCUUCACCGGCGUGGUGCGCCUCCUGAUCAAGGACGUCAGCUUCGAUGCAGUGGAUAAUCAGGGCUGCACGCCCAUCUUCCAUGCCAUCGAAAGGAAUCACGUGGAGGUCGUCAAGCUGCUGGUGGAAGCAGGCGUCAAUGCCACGAUAGCUAACAACAAGGGAUACACGCCCACCCAGGUGGCCGAGUGCCAUGGAUACUACGAUCUGCUGGAGAUCCUGCCGCGACCAGCCUCCACCUACCUGGUGCCCACCCACUUUCUGGGCUACAACACGCUAAGGGAUCAUAUUCCACGCAUCUUCCUGAAAAGUGACUGCCCGGAGUAUUUCCAGGAGCUGAACGGCAUCCUGCAGUCCAUCAAUGUGGGAAAUAUGGUUCAGCAUUUUGCCAUCGCACGGACCUCGCUGGCCGAGUUCCUGGUCAUGGAUGAGGAGUCUCUCCGGAAGGUGGGCAUCGAGUAUCCCAUCUACCGUCACAAAAUAUUGAAGGGCAUUCUGGACUUCCAUCUUCAUCAUUGGUGCAACUCGUCGGUUGCUCGAGUCAAAGAAAAGGACAUGGACAACUUUUACGAGAUUCUAAUGAUCACAGCCAAUCAUCUGCAGCAUUUGGUUAUCAUUCAGGCGUCUUUGCGAUUCGUAUUGAAUAACCAAGAAGAAGACCAAAUGGGGCAUCCUAACGAGACGCAGCUGGCCACUAUAAAGAGCAAUGUUCAGGGAUAUCGCGAUGUGCUCAACCAAAUAACAAAGACCGUAAAAUAUCUUGGAUCAUUCAGUCCCCCACAGAAUCCUCUUUUCAUUGACUUUAACGAAAUCCUGGCCGAGCGAAAGCGCAAGAAGGUGCGCAACUACUUUAAGUACACCACCAUUAUCCUCGGAAUCUCAGUUUUCAUUUGCCUCAAGUGCAAGUGGUUCUCAUAGUAUUCGUAUCGCUGCAUUUCCAGAAUCAUUUUUAACAAUGCUUCACAAAUAACGUUGUUUUCCUUACCACUUGGUGAAUCCGGAAUUCAUUUGUUUUUCCAAAUCAAAAUAGUUUUAGUUGAAAAAAAGUAUUUAAGUUUAUCUCAAAUUUCCUUAAAAAUAUCUCUAAAAUAGACAAUUUACUGUUGAGAAACCUGUAAUCUCAGAUUACACAUUUAAGUUUAACAUAUGUAAUAAACUAUAAAUAUAUUAUUGAGACAAUAGAAGUUCAAGAGCAAUGAAAUGAAAUGUAUCAAAUGUUACCUGAAACUCGUAAAAAUACCUGAACUUAAAAAAAGAGUAUAUUAAAAAUGUAACUUGAAGUUAAAGAAGAAACUCACAAUAACUUUAACUUGUAAUGUAGUUUUAGGCGUAAAGAAGUACCAACAUAAACUAGUGUUACUUUUAUUAACCGGUUAAUAAAGGAGUUGUUAUUAAAUGUAA